GCUCCCACCCACCCCCGGCCAUUUCGGGAAAGCACGGAGGUCGACUUCCCACAGUUCUCUCCUGCUCCUUUUCCCGGAAUCCACACUUGCAACUGCAGGAGGCGUCCAACAGCAGCUGGUGAUCGCGGAUCCGACGACUGAGCUCGACCAUGGGCUGGUUCAAGCGGCGGGUACCCUGGUGGUUGACCGCGGCGUUGUUAAGCGUCGUCUCCCUCUCCUCCUUUCUCCAUUACGGGGCCCGCUGCCGUGUAGGAGGAGCCGUCCACUUUCCCGGCAGCUAUCGGAUGGCCGAACCGCGGAAGCUUCUCGGAAUUGGAGGGGGAUCGGAGGAGGGAACGAGGGCGGAGAGGAUGGGGGAGGAGGAAUGCUCCAAGGACGACAUCCUGCUGUACCAGGGGGCGACGGCGCCGCUGCCAAAUGGGAUCCCGACGUACACGGUGCAGAUCCUGAACGCGUGCCCAACGAGGUGCUCGGUGGCGGACAUCCACGUGAGGUGCGGCUGGUUCAGCUCCGCCCGCCUCAUAAACCCCCUCCUCUUCCGCCGCCUCCGCUUCGACGACUGUCUCGUCAACGAUGGCGCAGCCCUCGCCUCCGGUGAGAGCCUCUCCUUCCAGUACGCCAAUACCUACCGCUAUCCUCUGUCCGUAUCCUCCGUCGCCUGCUGCUGACUCGCUCGCUGCACCGCACCGCACCAACGCGGAAAUGCAUGCGUGCGUGCGUGCGGCCGUAUCUAUCUUUAUAUAUAGCUGCUGAUAAGAUUAUGCAUGCGUGCAUGUCAAUAACAUGGAACCAUAAUAAUGCAAGUAAAUUGUAAAAAAUUCGUCUCGUCUUUAGUUUAUGCAAGUAAAAGAGAGCAGUUGUACGCAUGGGUGCGAUCGAGUGUGACAGGUCAGGUCGACUUCAGCCAUCUUAAUUAUCUUCUGAUUACAAGAAGAUGGUCUCU
This is a messenger RNA of Musa acuminata subsp. malaccensis (wild Malaysian banana), 943 nucleotides long. Its product is annotated as TPD1 protein homolog 1. Gene Ontology annotation, biological process: cell fate determination. NCBI's taxonomy places the organism in Eukaryota, Viridiplantae, Streptophyta, Magnoliopsida, Zingiberales, Musaceae. The record is from RefSeq and is a predicted model, not a curated record.